Messenger RNA from Scatophagus argus, 2232 nucleotides. Its product is annotated as CD48 antigen-like. The transcript has 7 exons. Lineage: Eukaryota; Metazoa; Chordata; Actinopteri; Scatophagidae. The record is from RefSeq and is a predicted model, not a curated record. Bases 265 to 1365 code for a protein of 366 amino acids.
GCCCACAGACAUUCUCAGUACUUCCCCUGGCGUUUCCAGUAUCUCAGAUAGAAGCAGCAGAAAAGGGUGACAAUAGAUUCAGUAAAUGACUUUACUUAACUAAACUUUAAUCCACGAGUGUCACAGUAUGCAGUCUUUUUCGUCGCUCUUUUGUUUUGUUUUUUAUUCAAUCCACAGUAAUACUAUCACGAGUUAGUUACUUCUGAGCACUGAACCGUACAGCAUAAGAGGCAGCUCACUUCCUGUAAUGUGACCUGUAUCGAAAUGGAACGUAUUCUGCUUGUUUUUGCUAUUUUUCUGGAGUGUUUGAGUCAACUGCAAGGCUCCAGUGCUGUGACUCCUGUGUGUUUGUUUGUGAAGGAGGGACAAGACUUACUGCUGAAUGUCACAAUCACUGAUAGUGAUGAGAAACCUUUUGUUUUUUGGAACUUCAAUCAGACUUCAUCUAUAGUCAGCUUUUAUCCUGGUGGAAACUCAGUGUCUCCACUUUACAAGGGAAGGAUUGAGUUUUCUGUGAACAGUUACUCAGUGAAAUUAAAGAAUGUCCAAAAGGCAGACAGUGGAGUUUAUUCUGUACGAGUGAAAGGGGCUACAGAAAAAAUACAAGCUGAAUACAACGUCAGCGUUCAAGGUCGAGUGUCUCCAGUGAACCUGAGUGUGGACUCUUUGUCCUGGAGUUCAGACUCCUGUAACUUCACUGUGACCUGCACUGCACGAGACUCUCACAUCAACAGCACUUUUAGAUGUGACAACCAAACCAAAACCUGCAGUCAGGAUGGAGGAAAGCAGUCAAAGCUCACGAGCUCUGGUGCUUCUCUCCACGUCCACCUGGAGAAUGAAUUAAUCACCUGUCACCAUAGUAACCAGGUCAGCUCGGCCAACGACAGCAAACCACCUGAACAUUUCUGCUACCAAAGUGAUGAUAUCACACAAGGAAGCAGCACAGGCACUGUUGUCAUCAUAAUUGUUGCUGUCAUCGUAGUACUUUUGAUCAUCUAUUUCAUACGUUAUCUAUGUAAACGUAAAAGAGAGGACACCCAAGGAGUAUAUGAUGUUCCUCAGGUUGACCCUGCAGUCCAACCUCUGCGUCAGAGCCAAACACAUGAUUCUUCAGGUAUUUCUCCGACCUCCACCUACUGCUUGGUGGGGCCUCACUCUGGAUCCUCUGGAAGUAGAGGCAAAUCACUACCAGAGAGCCUGUAUGAUCAGGCUUACUUAACGGGCCAGAACACAAAUGAUGCUUCGUGUACCUCUCCGACCUCCACCUACAGCUUGGUGGGGCCUCACUCUGGAGGCUCUGGGACUCAAGGCAAAUCAGGACCAGAAAGCCUGUAUGCUCAGGUAGGAAGGCCUGCCAGAUCCUGAGGACAGUCGUCGGGAAUCGUAUCCCACGGUUACCAGUUUGCAUUUGUGUUGAAGUGCUGCCCAAACUGGUGACUCGGCUUGUGGCUUGUAUGUUUUGUAUUUUGAGAACUAAUUCAGCAAAACAGCACAGGAAAAUUAAGAGACAACCCACAGAGAUAAGACAUCAUAAAGACAGGAACUGGUUGAAUCUUAAUCUGAGCCUGAGAAAGGGCACGGAGCCAGGAAUGAAGCCUCAGUGUUACCGCUUCACCUGUCCAAAAGUUUAAAUACAGAAGAACUGCGAUUGUUACAAGACUGAGCGGACGCUAACUGCAAUGACCGUCUGUAAAACGCAUCUCACAGCUGACUGAGCCACUUCGUCUGUCUGCCUGAUUUAUAAGCACUGAAUGAAUACGUACUUGCCUGUGUACGUAUUGGAAUUUAAGUAGUUCUGUAUUUUAAUGUAUGUCUUCCAUGUUUUAUGUUUCAUUGCUGUUUACUGUUGAAUUGCCUGGAAAUUUUUUUUGCUCCCUUUAUGACAAGGCCUGUCUUAACAAGCUUUGUUGGUGGUUCAAAUGAGUUAAAUAAAACAAAUAGACAAAUAAAAUAUUAAAUAGAAUAUCUGAAUAGAAUAUGAAUAGAAGCAUGGUUAAAUUAUUUCCCUUUAAGAGAUAAACAUACAGUAUUGUACUUCUAUCUAAAACUUGAAAUUUUCACUGAAAAUCUAAUUUAUUUAGAAAAUAACUAUACUAUAACAUAAUUUAACAAAGUAUAAGCAUGUAACUAUAACAUAAUGAUAAUAAACUUGUUCACUUUAAAGACUUUUCAGUAAAGUGUUAAGUCCAACUCCAUGAGAAAAGUGUCAUUAAAUAUUCAUAUUUUGUUGCA